Aspergillus ibericus CBS 121593 is the source of this 566-nucleotide messenger RNA. RefSeq lists its product as uncharacterized. The transcript is spliced from 2 exons. The coding region runs from base 108 to 458 and encodes 116 amino acids. The record is from RefSeq and is a predicted model, not a curated record. Lineage: Eukaryota; Fungi; Ascomycota; Eurotiomycetes; Eurotiales; Aspergillaceae.
CCCUCGGGAUUAUUGUCUUGACCUACCUACCUACCGGCUUUGAUUACGACGACCCAAACCACACAUAAAAGAAACAAGCUAUCCAUCUGCACCGAACUGGACGGAGAAUGGGCCAGAGGCAUAACCGACGUCGCACACGACCCCGAUCUCGAAACCGCAGUGUCAACAGUCUUCCGUUCGCACCCUUCCCACGACCUGUCGACCUUUGCACUUCAGCUGUUCCCUCCGCACUCGACUGUCCUGAAAUACCCGCCCCGACCUGGCACUAUGGGCAUUUGAUAUGGCAGAAACGUGACCGUGCGCUGAGGAUGGAGGCUUCUACGCUGGAGGCAGAGCAGUGUCGUCUUUUUGGUGGUGUACCCGGUGACGAUGUCGGUCUCUGUUAUCGCAUGUUGGAGUACUUCGGUGGACUCGACUACAUCGAUUGUCCACAAUCCUUGAACGCAUUACCUGGAUGAUAUAUCAUGCCGAUAUCAUUUGCCUUUUUGCAGCAAUUUUCAUAAUUGUCGUCCAGGCGGUGGAAAAAAUUCUCAAAAAUCAAAAAAGGGACCGAAGGCAUACCCAAA